GCCGCGGAGUGCGGGACGCCUUGCGGGCUUUGUCGCUGGUCCUGCGGGCGGGCGUCCCGGGUUCGCGGCGGGGCGCGCCGUCUUCUCGCCGCCGGGCACCGGGUUCUGAUGCAGGAACUGGUGAGAAGGUGACUCUGGAGUCUGAAUUUCUGAGAAUGGAAAUCCGCCAAGGACAAUGUCACAAACACUCACAGUGAUGGAGACUCCUGCCCCCGAGUCUGGGGACGUCCCUGCACCGGGAUUAGGAGGGCUGUUGGGAAACCUGGAAGGGCAGAGCCCCCCGUCUCGGGAGGGAGGUUUCAAGCAGGUGACAGUUACUCACUGGAAGGUCCAAACGGGAGAGGCGGUCCAGGGGGGCGGUGAGUGCAGGGGCAGCCCUGUUCUGCGCUCAGACCUCCGCAUCCUUCAGAGGGAGCUCAUGGAAGGGGAAGCCCACCCUUGUGGGACUUGUGGCAGAAGCUUCCCGUUUAUUUCGGACCUCAUUAGACACCAGGUUUCCCAUGCUGCGGAGAAGCCUUACAGAUGUGACCAGUGUGGGAAAGCCUUCAGCCAGAGCUCCCACCUUGUUGAGCACCAGAGUGUUCACACCCGAGAAAGACUCUACGUGUGCAAUGCUUGUGGGAAAGACUUCACUCACUAUGCAGAUCUCAUCGAGCAUCAGCGAGCACACGCAGGAGAAAAGCCGUUCAAGUGCGCUCAGUGCGGGAAAGCCUUCUGUCACAGCUCAGACCUGAUUCGACACCAGCGCGUCCAUACCCGGGAGAGGCCUUUUGAAUGCAAAGAAUGUGGGAAAGGCUUUAGUCAGAGUUCAUUGCUCAUUCGACAUCAGAGGAUUCACACAGGAGAAAGGCCCUAUGAGUGUAACGAAUGCGGGAAAUCCUUCAUUCGGAGCUCAAGCCUCAUUCGACAUUAUCAGACCCACACGGAAGUGAAACAGUAUGAAUGUAAGGAAUGUGGGAAGGCCUUCCGUCAUCGCUCGGACCUCAUCGAACAUCAGAGGAUCCACACUGGAGAGAGGCCCUUUGAGUGCAACGAGUGUGGCAAAGCCUUCAUCAGGAGCUCAAAGCUCAUCCAGCAUCAGAGGAUCCACACUGGGGAGAGGCCUUAUGUUUGCAACGAGUGUGGGAAGCGCUUCAGCCAGACGUCAAACUUCACUCAGCAUCAGAGAAUUCACACUGGAGAGAAACUCUACGAAUGCAAUGAAUGUGGGAAAGCCUUCUUCCUGAGUUCAUACCUUAUUCGGCACCAGAAAAUUCACACUGGAGAGAGGGUCUACGAAUGCAAGGAGUGUGGCAAAGCUUUUCUGCAGAAAGCUCAUCUCACCGAACAUCAGAAGAUCCACACGGGGGACAGGCCCUUUGAGUGUAAGGACUGUGGGAAAGCCUUCAUCCAGAGCUCCAAGCUGCUGCUGCACCAGAUCAUUCACACGGGAGAGAAGCCCUAUGUGUGCAGUUACUGUGGGAAAGGGUUCAUUCAGAGGUCAAACUUCCUUCAACACCAGAAGAUUCACACUGAAGAGAAACUGUACGAUUGUAGUCAGUAUGGGAAAGAUUGCCACUCUAAUCCAAACUUUAAAAAUAACCAAGGUGUUACUCAAGAGGGGCUUCCCUUGAGUAAGACCCCCGCACAUUUGGGUGAGAAAUCUGUAAGUCAGGGGGGUCGUACAGAUGACUUGUAAUUAUGCUCCAAGUCAGUGAUGUUUGCCAGUGGGUGGCAUAAGCGUAGUGGCUCACGUGCCUUUGGCCAUGUCAGCCUUUCCCAGAGUCACGGCUGGGGCUGCUUUAGGAGUGGGCUGCCGCCUGCGUGUGCAGCCAUGCUGGACUGACCGGCCAGGAACCUGUGUCCUCGGGAGAGCUACCUGAAGACAGCUGACUGAGCUGGGACAGUUUGGGGCCAGGAGCUAGGUCUCUAGAUGUUCCUGCACAAUUACAGUUCACCCCUGGGCUACGUCCCCUUUAGAGGAGAACUGUGUCCGCUCGUUAAACGUGCGAUGGAGCGAUUUAGAUCUGUCCAAAGAGGCACGUCAGAGAGCCGCAGGGGGGUUCCCUGUGGUCCGUGGGCACAUUCUGAGCUCCCUCCCUGCAUCCUAAGUUCUGCUUCCUGGAGCCUCGUCUCCCACCGCCUCGCUCAGUGCUGCAGCAGCACUGACGGACGUUCCCGUAUCCCAGCUGUCCCUGCGCCCUGGCCUCCUCGUUUGAAUGCUCUCCCUCUCCUGCCCUGGCUACUCAUCACCCAGAGACCAUCCAGGCAUCACGUCAGGCUCAGCCUCUUCACCGCGGGGCUGCUGUCACCCCUCCGCACCUGUUCCUGCAUUGACUCUGACAUGUAAGAAUUGUGUUCUUCUCUAUGUCUCAUUAUUGCACUGCUGAUUCCUUGUGGACACAGUUACUUCUGACUGGUUUACGUGUCCCUGGUGUCUAGCGCAGGACAAUAAAAAAGCCCGCCCCCUCUCUGUGUACGUGGUGCCUCUCCGGCUGUGUCGCUUUUUGCUGCUAUUUUAAAACACCUGGAUUUUGUCCUUGCUUUGUGCAGUGUCAUCUGCUGGGCUGCUGGGAAGACCUGCUCAGCCUCGUCCAUGUCUUCUGCUCGGCCUCCAGCCCGAAGUCUCAGGUGGCGGCCAGUGUGAGCCCCGUGCCCUCGCAUUGCUGCUGUCAGAGCUCGGCCAGGGCCACGCACUGGCUUUGGGGGGCACGGUCUUCACUUCGUUGUCUGUGCGUCUUUCUGGUUCACCCCAGGGCACCGAGUCCCAGCACAGGACAUAACUUCCGCCUCUGAGCAGUCCAGGGCUGAACUCAACCCUUCUCGCCCUUUUCUACUCGCUGGCUCCUCCUGUCAAUCACUCGAAAGCAUUUCAACCUGUAACAACCAGUGGUCAGUCCUGGGAAGACGCAUGGGUCCUGAGGUCAUUCCACGUCUAUAGGGAAGCCAGGGCACCACACAAUGAGCGACGUGUGGAGACAGACACGUGUUCCUGGCCGUGUGGGAGCGUGGCCUUUGAGCUGGUCCGCGGAGAUUAGACAUUGUCAGCUGGAGAAGGUGGAAUGAAGGGAAUCGAGCAGAAGCGGGGAGUUGAUUACACAUCGGACACCUGGCUAGUGAGGCCAUUGGUUGUUGCCUCUGAAUUUCCUUGAUCUAAACAUUAACCAAAACCCCUACUUGUGAAAUUAAGUUUUGCCCAUGAAGUCAUUUUGAGUUAACAAAUGUCAGCAAUCCUAGAAGCCCCAAGGGAGUAAGUACCGUAGUUUUAAAAGGGCUGCAGUCCUCUCCGGAGAGCUCACCACCUGACGUGCGGACUCGGGUGUUAGCGGGUCAUUUUAACCAACUUGGUUGCGGUCCCGUUUCCACACAGCACGAACACCGAUUUCAAGUGCACAGAGUUUUAACGUGCGCCGUGUCCCACCGCCAUAACCGGGAAGUAGCCUUCCUAUCGCCCAGAGGGUUCCCUUCGGCCGUUUCUGUUACUCCCAGCCCAGCCCCAAACAUCCGCGGUCGGUCUGUCGGCGCAGGUAAGCUUGCUUGUUCUGGGACUCGAUAGGAGUGGAUGCCUACGGUAUGUGAUCUUGUGUGUCUAACUCCUCUCCAGUUUGGCAUGUUUUAAAACUCAACCCAGCGUAGUUUCUAGCUGCAGUAGCUCUUCUCUUUGCUGAGUCAUGUUCAAUUGUAUAAACCAUCAUUUAUUAUUCAUCUGUUGUUACAAAUUUGAGUUUCCAGCUUGGACUGUUAAGAAUAAAACUGAUGAACAUUUAUGUACAGG
Molecule: messenger RNA, 3754 nt
Organism: Eptesicus fuscus (big brown bat)
Lineage: Eukaryota; Metazoa; Chordata; Mammalia; Chiroptera; Vespertilionidae
Gene: ZNF623
Product: zinc finger protein 623
Exons: 2
Coding region: 176-1678 (500 amino acids)
Source: RefSeq, a predicted model, not a curated record